CGCAGAAAAGGGUAUUUAGAUAAUCUAGCUGUGAAAGAAUUAGUUAAUUAAAAAAAGACUAAAUAAACUGGUGCACUUUAACAUGUACUCAAACAAAGUUGAAGGACCACGUAGAGGGAGAUCCUUUGAUUCCAUGAACAUCGGCUUUGAUGAAAAACUGCUGAACAAUGAGAUAAAUAAAUCAACUUUCACAAAAAUUGAAGAAAACACUGAAAAGAAGAAUACAUCAGAGAAAGAAAGAGCAACAAUCAUCUUUUCCCUCAAGAAUGAAGUGGGAGGACUUGUAAAGGCACUUAAACUUUUCCAAGAAAACCAUGUCAAUCUUGUACACAUUGAGUCCAGAAAAUCCAAAAGACGCAACUCUGAGUUUGAGAUUUUUGUGGACUGCGACAGCAACCAUGAACAACUGAAUGAAAUCAUCCAGCUGCUUCAAAAGCAUGUGAAUGUGGUGGACAUGGACCCUCCAGAUAACUCCUGUCUACAAGAGGAAGAUAUGUAUGAGGUACCUUGGUUUCCAAAGAAAAUUGCAGACUUGGACAAAUGUGCAAACCGUGUCCUGAUGUAUGGCUCUGAACUGGAUGCUGACCAUCCGGGUUUCAAGGACAAUGUUUACCGGAAAAGGCGAAAGUACUUUGCUGAUCUUGCCAUGGCUUACAAACAUGGGGACCCCAUCCCUUGUAUUGAAUUUACAGAGGAAGAAGUGAAGACUUGGGGAGUUGUGUACAGGGAGCUCAACAAGUUGUAUCCUACCCAUGCCUGCCGGGAAUACUUGAAGAACCUGCCACUGUUGUCCAAAUACUGUGAAUGUCGGGAGGACAAUAUCCCUCAGCUGGAAGAUGUCUCACGCUUCCUUAGAGAACGAACUGGAUUUACCAUCAGACCUGUGGCAGGUUAUCUGUCCCCACGUGACUUCCUAGCUGGUUUGGCCUUCCGUGUUUUCCACUGUACCCAGUAUGUCCGACACAGUUCCGAUCCCUUAUACACCCCAGAACCGGACACAUGCCAUGAGCUGCUGGGUCACGUGCCACUGCUAGCAGAGCCCAGCUUUGCCCAGUUUUCUCAGGAGAUUGGUCUUGCUUCACUUGGAGCCUCAGACGACUCAGUUCAGAAAUUGGCCACGUGCUACUUCUUCACAGUGGAGUUUGGCCUAUGCAAACAAGAGGGGCAGCUGCGGGCAUAUGGAGCUGGGCUGCUGUCAUCUAUCAGUGAGCUUAAGCAUGCACUCUCUGGUAAUGCAAGGAUAAUGCCUUUUGACCCAAAAGUUACAUCCAAGCAAGAAUGCAUCAUCACAACAUUUCAGGAUGUCUACUUUGUGUCAGACAGCUUUGAGGAGGCCAAAGUCAAGAUGAGGGAGUUUGCCAAGACCAUCAAGCGUCCCUUCACAGUCCGAUACAACCCCUACACCCAGAGUGUGGAUGUGCUGAAGGACACUCCCAGCAUCAACAGUGUGGUGGAGGAGCUCCGACAUGAGCUUGAUAUUGUCGGUGACGCACUCAACCGGCUGAACAAACAGCUGGGUGUCUGACUAGUCACAGUUCAUCUGACAUAAUGAUCUACAGCCCUUCCAUGCUUGCCAUGUCAUCCCCAGCACUGCUGUAGAUAUAUUGCUUGUGUUUUGUCCUUCGUCAGUACAUUGAUUGUGCAUUACUCUAUGACAAAAUGCUCUGUUGUCUUCACUGUAUUGUAUAUGGCUGAUGCUAUUUAAUAGGUGCAGUAAGUAUGUUUAGCCCUUAAUGUCAGUAUGUUUCACAAACCCAAAGAACUGCUUAAUCUGAGGCACUAUUUUGCUUCCAUUGUACCUGGAUUGUACUGGACUCUGUAUUGCAAACAAUCAACAUUCUUUCAUGGAACUUCAGUACACUUUUAUAACACCCCUAGCUGUUACAAACACUCCUGUGGUUUCUUCCUUGUCCUGUCAGCUGCUGUUGUGUAUGAUCAUGUGACUUUUUUGUAUUUAAUUUCAUUCUUCUUUACAUUUAUUCACCUUCAUUUCAGUGAUAUUUAUAAGAAAUGUACCUUGUAUUUAUUCUUUUGGCAUAUGUAUCAUGUUCUCUUUUGUGUGCUGUUGAAAAGAAAUUAUGAAAGUGAAAACUUUAAAUAACUAGUGUUAUAAGGAUGCUUUCAUAAUUAUGACAGAUUUGGCCCAUGUUUUCAGUUUAUUUUACAGUGAUGAUUUUGAAUACCUCCUCUCGAAGUGGAUAUAACUGUAGUACUCUGGAAAUCAAAACAUUAUUUUUCUACUGUAAAGAAAUAUAGAAAUUAGCAAUAGAUUAUGUA
This is a messenger RNA of Melanotaenia boesemani (Boeseman's rainbowfish), 2277 nucleotides long. It is a transcript of the gene tph1a, whose product is annotated as tryptophan hydroxylase 1 (tryptophan 5-monooxygenase) a. Gene Ontology annotation, molecular function: tryptophan 5-monooxygenase activity; iron ion binding. Lineage: Eukaryota; Metazoa; Chordata; Actinopteri; Atheriniformes; Melanotaeniidae. Gene Ontology annotation, biological process: aromatic amino acid metabolic process; serotonin biosynthetic process. The record is from RefSeq and is a predicted model, not a curated record. Gene Ontology annotation, cellular component: neuron projection. The transcript has 11 exons. The coding region runs from base 83 to 1525 and encodes 480 amino acids.